This is a messenger RNA of Bombina bombina (fire-bellied toad), 4677 nucleotides long. It is a transcript of the gene NDST1, whose product is annotated as N-deacetylase and N-sulfotransferase 1. The record is from RefSeq and is a predicted model, not a curated record. Lineage: Eukaryota; Metazoa; Chordata; Amphibia; Anura; Bombinatoridae. The transcript is spliced from 15 exons. Gene Ontology annotation, cellular component: Golgi apparatus. Bases 497 to 3133 code for a protein of 878 amino acids. Gene Ontology annotation, molecular function: deacetylase activity; heparan sulfate N-sulfotransferase activity.
GCUGGACUCACCCGCACUAUUUGUGCAAGCAGCUUCACUCUUUUAGUUGCGCAAAUAGCGUAACGAGUUGCUCAGUUCCAAGCACAGGAGCGUGCUGUGAGUAAAUUACGUUGGGCACAUGGUGAGGCUCCUAUUGGCUCAAAGAGCUGCCAGUCAAAUAAGACUAUCAGAAAAUCUGUGACAGAGGCUGCAUUGAAUCAGCUAGUGAAAUUCACAUACAGAAUCAAAAUCCGUUGCAGUCUUGAUCCCACAAAGGAUGCUCAAUAGCUAUUUACAUCUAAGACUCCCUCCUCCGGCAGCUCUUCUCCCCCACACUGCCGGAGAACCACUUCAUCGACUGAGCCGUCACACCUGUUUCAUACUGAAAUUGGAUUUUGGAUGGACGUGCCAUGGUGACAUGAACAGGCUGAGUUAAGGGUACUCAAAGCAUAGUCAAGAAGUGUGGGCACGUGUUUGUGUGACCUUGUGCUACUCUUCUUAGGAAGGUAGUAGGACCAUGAGCGUGUCCCUGAAGCCACGCAGGUUCGGGAGGCCAUUAAGCCCACAACUGGUGCUGCUGCUUCUUUUUGCCUUCUGUCUUCUGAGUGUCUUCAUCUCAGCUUAUUACCUUUAUGGCUGGAAAAGGGGACUGGAACCAUCAGGAAAUGAGGCUCAGUCCCUAGACUGUGAUGACCUCAAAAUAAGCCCCUCUCGUCUGCUACCUGUGAAGCCUUUAAGGCCUGUGGACUCCUCCCGUACUGAUCCUCUUGUGCUUGUCUUUGUGGAAAGCCUCUACUCCCAGCUUGGGCAGGAGAUUGUGGCCAUCUUGGAAUCAAGUCGUUUUAAAUAUCGGACAGAGAUUGCUCCAGGGAAGGGCGAUAUGCCUACUCUCACAGAUAAAGACCGGGGACGUUUUGCACUAAUUGUGUAUGAAAAUAUCCUGAAAUAUGUUAACCUUGAUGCAUGGAACCGAGAAUUGCUAGAUAAAUACUGUGUGGAGUAUGGAGUGGGAAUCAUUGGUUUCUUCAAGGCUAAUGAGAACAGUCUACUGAGUGCUCAGCUUAAAGGUUUCCCACUCUACCUUCACUCAAAUUUGGGACUUAAAGACUGCAGUAUCAAUCCGAAAUCCCCACUCUUGUACAUUACUCGACCCAACCAGGUAGAAAAAGGGGAUCUGCCUGGUGAGGACUGGACCGUCUUCCAGUCCAAUCAUUCCACUUAUGAACCUGUUCUCCUAGCCAAGACAAAGUCAGCAGAGACUAUACCUCACUUGAGCGUAGACGCAGCUCUUCACACUACUGUUGUUCAGGACCUGGGACUACAUGAUGGAAUACAAAGAGUUCUCUUUGGAAAUAAUUUAAACUUUUGGCUGCACAAGCUAGUCUUUGUGGAUGCAGUCUCAUUCUUAACUGGCAAAAGAUUAUCUUUGCCUCUAAACCGGUAUGUGCUAGUGGAUAUUGAUGAUAUCUUUGUUGGAAAGGAAGGAACUCGGAUGAAAGUGGAAGAUGUGAAGGCACUUUAUGACACACAAAAUGAAUUACGAUCUCAUAUCCCCAACUUCACUUUCAACCUCGGCUUCUCUGGAAAGUUUUUCCAUACAGGCACAGAUGCAGAGGAUGAAGGAGAUGACAUUUUGUUGUCCUAUGUGAAGCAAUUCUGGUGGUUCCCACAUAUGUGGAGUCAUAUGCAGCCUCAUUUAUUUCAUAAUCAAUCGGUCCUCGCUGAGCAGAUGGCUUUGAACAGGAAGUUUGCUGUUGAUCAUGGCAUACCUACCGAUAUGGGCUACGCUGUGGCCCCUCAUCACUCAGGAGUUUACCCCAUUCAUGUCCAACUAUAUGAAGCCUGGAAGCAAAUUUGGGGGAUUAAAGUUACAAGCACGGAAGAGUAUCCUCACCUAAAACCUGCUAGAUAUCGUAGGGGCUUCAUCCACAGUGGGAUUAUGGUUCUACCUCGUCAGACCUGUGGACUCUUCACACAUACCAUAUUUUAUAAUGAAUAUCCUGGAGGGCCUAUUGAAUUGGACAAAAUCAUAAAUGGAGGAGAGCUUUUCCUCACCGUACUACUAAACCCUAUCAGCAUUUUCAUGACCCACCUGUCUAAUUAUGGCAAUGAUCGUCUGGGAUUGUACACUUUCAAGCACUUGGUACAGUUUCUGAACACCUGGACAAAUCUGAAGCUGCAGACCUUGCCUCCUGUGCAGCUUGCACACAAAUACUUCCAGAUCUUUCCUGAGGAGAAGGACCCCCUGUGGCAGGAUCCAUGUGAGGAUAAAAGACACAAAGAUAUCUGGUCCAAAGAGAAGACCUGUGACCGUUUCCCAAAACUACUCAUCAUAGGACCGCAGAAAACUGGCACCACUGCUUUAUACCUUUUCCUUGGAAUGCAUCCAGACCUGAGCAGUAACUACCCUAGCUCAGAGACGUUUGAGGAGAUCCAGUUUUUUAAUGGCCAGAAUUACCACAAGGGAAUUGACUGGUACAUGGAGUUUUUUCCUAUACCAUCGAACACCACUUCAGAUUAUUACUUUGAGAAAAGCGCUAACUACUUUGAUUCAGAAGUUGUUCCAAGGCGAGUUGCAGCACUGCUACCAAAAGCAAAGGUCAUCACAAUCCUCAUCAAUCCUGCAGACCGUGCAUACUCCUGGUACCAGCAUCAGAGGGCCCACGAUGACCCUGUGGCUACAAAAUAUACUUUUCAAGAAGUGAUCACAGCUGGUGCCAGUGCACCUCCAAAGCUACGAGCCCUACAGAACCGGUGCCUUGUCCCAGGAUGGUAUGCAACCCACAUAGAGCGUUGGCUGAACUACUUCCAUGCAAACCAAAUAUUGGUGUUAGAUGGCAAGCUGCUGCGCACUGAGCCCGCUAAUGUAAUGGAGGCAGUUCAGAAAUUCUUGGGAGUAACCAAUGCUAUGGAUUAUCACAAAACCCUGGCGUUUGACCCUAAGAAAGGAUUUUGGUGCCAACUGCUGGAGGGAGGGAAAACCAAGUGCUUAGGAAAAAGUAAAGGAAGGAAGUACCCUGAUAUGGAUUCAGAUUCCCGAUCCUUUCUUACAGACUAUUAUAGGGACCAUAACAUCGAACUCUCCAAGCUUCUUUACAAAAUGGGUCAGACACUGCCAACGUGGCUAAGAGAGGAACUGCAGAACAAUAGGUAGCUGUUGCUGCUGGAUUUGGGAUGAAGAUAAGGUCUCAGGAUCCUUCCUAUCUUGACUGGCCUGUAGUACCACAAAGGCAGAGACUGUGGUAUUGAACUAUAAUCUGCCCACUUGGCACAUAAAGUGUGGUGAAAAUUGUGGUCACUUUGCUGGAAAGACUGUCCUUGAGAAGCUUAUUUUAGACCCAUUUCUCCUGAAGGCAUUAUUUAGCCACUAUUUGCAUCCUGAAAGGCCUGUUUUAGAGGCCUGGUUUAUUUUAUGCGGGAUCCUUUUGCUUCUCAGGUUCCCAUAUAUAGUUGACUAUUGUUCUUGGACUCAACCACUGAUAAAGUAUUAUUAAACAAAGCCCACUGGUUCUGCAUUAAUAGGGCAAUAUGUGAAUUUAAGUUGUGUUUUGCAGUCCCUACUGUGAGCUGGAGGAACAACAAGAGGGGUUUGAUAAUAAUUGGGGCGGGUGGUAAACAAAUUGCCCUGUUUCGUACGAGACAGAAUCUCUACAAAUUAAGAAAUACCAUGUAUUUCAGGAAUACUUCCCAAUCUUUGAUCUUCUCAAGAACUGGUAUCAUCUCCUAGAUUCAUUCAGAUGUUGCCUAGCUAGACCCAUCACAAGAUGUUGAUAGGGUCAAUAAAGGCCUUAAGACAACACUAGUGCUGGAGCAGUCUAGUUCAUUUGCUGAAUGACUCCUUGUAAACGUGUCAUUGUGAGAGUUCCUCGAUAAUCUAGGUACAUGAGUUUUUGGCCUGUCCUAGCAUUGUCAGAGAUAUGUUUGUCUCUUAAAUUGCUAAUGGAAUCUAAAAGAUGUCAAGGCAUCCUCGAGAUGAGUUACUAUAUGAGUAACCUGACGCUUGAGUGCCUUAGCAAUAAAAAAACAAGGAUUCUGGGAAGAAAGGUUGCUACUGCCUGUUGUAUGUAAAUAGUGAAUCUCUCAUAAUUUGAAGGAUCGCCUAUCAGCAUCUAAUAUCACCGUUUGUUUGUUUUUGUUUUUUUAAUGGCUCUUAACUACAAAGAAUACCAAGAUGGAAUAGGAAUGUUGUAAAGGUGCAGUUCUACUUAGCAACAUGUUGAUGUAACAAUAAUUAGAUAAAUUCCAAUUCUGUGUAACUAAUUUUAGACCGUUUCAAAAUGCAUUCAGUUUUGAACUGAUAAUCUGAAAAAAAUAAAAAUUGAUACAUUUUACAACAGGCUAACUUCAUUGGUGCUCACAAGCGAUGUGCAAAAUCAUUGCAGUUAAGCUUUUCUAAAAGUACAGUCAUUUUUUUUUUUUAAGCACCCUUCUCUCACCCUAUAAAAUAAGAAUCUACUGAAUAACUUUUUAAUGAAGAGUGGAAAUGUUUUUAAUUCUUUUUAUCCAGUUAAGUUGAGCUGCACCUUUUUAAGAUUGGUUGAUUUCCCUUUUUCAUUGAGUAACACUUAAGCAAUAAAGCCCAUUUUAUUGGGCAACCAUCUUUUAGAUAUGACUUAGUGCUGAGAGAUGGUCUAAGGAAAUUACCCACUACAGAACAAUUAGAGGGUUUUUUUUAUAAUUAAACAAAAAAUAUGCCAA